Monoraphidium neglectum is the source of this 531-nucleotide messenger RNA. RefSeq lists its product as hypothetical. The record is from RefSeq and is a predicted model, not a curated record. The transcript has 5 exons. The coding region runs from base 1 to 531 and encodes 176 amino acids. Gene Ontology annotation, molecular function: hydrolase activity. Lineage: Eukaryota; Viridiplantae; Chlorophyta; Chlorophyceae; Sphaeropleales; Selenastraceae.
AUGCACGUGGUGGGCUGCAUCGUGGAGCACGCGGGCAAGCUGCUGCUCUGCCGCAGGGCAAUUGAGCCGUGUCGCGGCAAGUGGACUGUGCCGGCUGGGUUCCUGGAAGUCGGGGAGUCGACAAUGGCGGGGGCGGCCAGGGAGACGAUGGAGGAGGCCGGCGCCGCGGUCGAAAUCCUGGCGCCCUUCAUGCACCUGGACAUCCCCACCAUAGGGCAGUCCUACCUGCUCUUCCGCGCGCGCCUGGCGCCGCCUUUUGAAUUCAAAUCAGGGGGCACCUCGGAGUCGCUGGAAUCGGCCCUGGUGGCACCGGAGGACAUCCCCUGGGAUCAGAUUGCGUUCUCCAGCAUCCAGAUCGCCCUGCGCGCGUACUGCGAUGACCUGGCGUCGGGCCGCGCCUCGUACCGCCACGGCACCAUUCUCAAGACGCCGGGCUCCGCGCCCAACGACCCCGCGGCGUUCCGGCUGGUCGACUGCUACGCUUUCGAAAUCGCGCCGGUGGCCGUGACCAGCCCCUCCACGGCCCAGUGA